Hyphopichia burtonii NRRL Y-1933 is the source of this 2489-nucleotide messenger RNA. RefSeq names its product AAA family ATPase. The transcript has a single exon. The annotation marks the transcript as partial. The record is from RefSeq and is a predicted model, not a curated record. Gene Ontology annotation, cellular component: cytoplasm. Gene Ontology annotation, molecular function: ATP binding; ATP hydrolysis activity. Lineage: Eukaryota; Fungi; Ascomycota; Pichiomycetes; Serinales; Debaryomycetaceae.
GUUGAUGAUGGUAACACUUUUGUUUAGCCCUUAGUUGCCUAGUUUCGUUCUUUUCCCUAAGAUUUGCCAUGUCAUCAAAGUCUUCAGCAAAGAAAAAGGCUUCUACACCUACUGCCUCAUCUCCUGAGCAAAAAAAGGUCAAGAUUCCCAAAUCAUUUAUUAGUAGACCUUCCAUUGAUAGUAUUAAGUCAUGUACAAAGAUUUUCAUUAAUCCAGAGAUAUUUGAAGCUUCAGAGUUGUCUAAGGGAAAUUUCAUACAUGUAUCUAAAACAGAUGCAUCAGAUCUCGGUAUCUUGGGUUUAGCGUAUCCAAAUGAAGAUAUAUUAGACAAGAAUAUCAUACAAAUAUCUUCCAGCUUAAGAGGGUUAGGUGGAAUCUUGUUAGGAGAUAGACUACAAUUCACCAAGUUUUCAAAGCAACCGGAGUACGCCAAAUCUGUUUCCAUCAGCCUAUCAGACAUUGAAGCUGAACUUCCAAUUCAAGGUAAACUCCUACAAGGAAUCGAAAAAGCAUUAGAUGAAGUUGGAUUGAUUUUCCCUGGAAUGGAAAUUUACAAAGUCAAUUUACCUACAAGUGAUCAAGAUGAUUCCGAAACCACUAGUGUUACUUUGAGGAUAAUGGACAUUAAUCAUGAUACACCAAUUGAAGAAUCCUUAAGUAAACUUUCUCUUUACGAUGAUGAAGGCUCUGUUUCCCCAAUUAGCACAGUAUCACCAGCAUACUUGUUUUAUAAAGGCAAAUCAACAGUUUUUGAACAUACACUGAAUGAUCCAUUAAGCUCCAAAUACCCCAACUUACCUCAACGUUUGAAUUUUGGUCAAGUGGGUGGUCUCUCCAAAGAAAUUUCAUUACUCCAAUCUACUAUCCAAUUGCCCCUUCAUAAUCCUACAUUGUUUUCAGACUUUGGAAUAUCACCCCCAAGAGGAAUUCUAUUGCACGGGCCUCCAGGAACUGGUAAGACCAUGUUAUUAAGAUGUGUUGCAACUCAAACUAAUGCACACAUUUUAACAGUAAAUGGUCCUUCAAUUGUUUCAAAAUAUUUAGGGGAAACUGAAAAUGCUAUUAGAGAUAUAUUUCAAGAAGCAAAAAGAUUUCAACCCGCAAUCGUUUUCAUGGAUGAGAUUGAUUCAUUGGCGCCAAAUCGUAAUUCUGAUGACAGCGGCGAGACAGAAUCAAGGGUUGUAGCCACUUUGCUUACUAUGAUGGAUGGUAUGGGUGACACCGGAAAAAUUGUUGUCGUUGGUGCCACUAACAGGCCAAAUUCGAUUGAUCCAGCUUUGAGAAGACCUGGAAGAUUUGAUCAAGAAGUGGAGAUUGGAAUACCUGAUGUUGAGGCCAGAAAAGAUAUCUUAGCAAAGCAAUUUGCUAAAAUGAAUUCAAACAAAUACACUUUGACUGAACAAGAUAUUGUGGCAGUAGCCAGUAAAACCCAUGGUUAUGUGGGAGCAGAUCUAACUGCAUUAUGCCGUGAAUCAGUUAUGAAGGCUAUUAAUAGAGGGCUUAAGUCGGGUGUUGAUCAAAAAGAACUUAAAUUAGAUUUACAAGACGUUGAAGAUGCAUUACCAGAUAUAAGGCCUUCAGCUAUGAGAGAAAUUUUUUUGGAAAUGCCUAAAGUUUAUUGGUCCGAUAUUGGAGGUCAAGAAGAAUUGAAACAGAAACUCACUGAAGUAGUUCAACUACCUUUAGAAGCAGCCGCAUCCUUUAGUUCCUUAGGUAUUACUGCACCAAAAGGUGUUUUGUUAUAUGGACCUCCUGGCUGUUCCAAAACCCUUACUGCAAAAGCCCUUGCAACAGAAUCAGGAUUGAAUUUCCUUGCAGUUAAGGGUCCAGAAAUAUUUAAUAAAUAUGUUGGUGAAUCAGAGCGUACAAUUAGAGAAAUUUUUAGAAAAGCAAGAGCUGCUUCACCAUCUAUUAUAUUUUUCGAUGAAAUUGAUGCUAUUUCAGGAGAUCGUGAAAGCGGUGCAGCUACUACUUCAUCUGCUCAGCAUGUUUUAACAUCUUUAUUAAAUGAAAUUGAUGGUGUUGAAGAAUUAAAAGGUGUUGUGAUAGUUGCUGCCACCAAUCGUCCAACCGAAAUUGAUCCAGCUUUAUUAAGACCUGGUAGAUUGGACCGUCAUAUUUAUGUUGCACCUCCAGAUUAUGAAGCUAGAUUACAAAUUUUAACUCAAAAAAGCAAAAAGUUCAAUAUGGGUGAGAGCAGUGAAGACUUUUUGAAAUCGUUAGCUUUUUCAACUGAGGGUUGUUCAGGAGCUGAAGUAGCCUUGUUAUGUCAAGAAGCCGGGUUAUCAGCUAUAAUGGAAGAUAAACAGAGUACCAAAGUUGAAGAAAGACACUUUUUACAUGCAUUAAAUGGAAUUACCAAGAAUAUUACACCACAAAUGCUUGAUUAUUAUGAAGAAUUUUCUAAAAGAGGAGGAUUGAACGUAUAAUUAAUUAACAUCAAGAAUUCUAUAUACCAAUUAAAGAAACAUUAUAAAUAGUAAAAGUAA